Messenger RNA from Ricinus communis (castor bean), 3308 nucleotides. RefSeq names its product indole-3-pyruvate monooxygenase YUCCA6. Lineage: Eukaryota; Viridiplantae; Streptophyta; Magnoliopsida; Malpighiales; Euphorbiaceae. Gene Ontology annotation, biological process: auxin biosynthetic process. The transcript is spliced from 4 exons. The record is from RefSeq and is a predicted model, not a curated record. Gene Ontology annotation, molecular function: flavin adenine dinucleotide binding; N,N-dimethylaniline monooxygenase activity; NADP binding. Bases 532 to 1839 code for a protein of 435 amino acids.
ACCAUCUCUCUCAUCCUCUCUCUCUCUCUCUCUCUCUCUCUCUUGUCCCUCGCACUCGCAUUCAUUCUUGAAUGUUGAUUUAGCCCGAACCUCUUUGCUCAUCAUCCGGUUUACAAUUCAAGAAGAGGGAUUCAAAAAAAGAAAAGAAACAGAGGGAGAGAGAGAAAGAAAAAAAAAACUAAUUCUUAAUAGUGGAUAAGACCCUCUUAAUCCACUCCAAUAUUUAAGGAAUUAAGAGACUUAAUCUCUGUUUUUAGAUAAGAAUAGAAUUUCAUUUACGCACCAAAUCUGGGCUUAAUCUAUACCCUUUCCUACACACACCAAAAGAAAAAAAAGAGCACGUUUUUUGGUUUUAGCUUAAUGGAUAAAUUUCUUGAUCAGUUUGUUAUUUUCCUUGAACUCAAAUUUUGAAGUUCAAGAACUCCUUCCGUCCAUAUAUUUGCUUUUCUUAUUUUAACUAUUCUUUUUAGUAGCAGCAGCAGCAGUAGUAGCAGGAGUUGGAGUAGUGCUGUUGUUGUUCUUGUACUGUUCAUGGAUUACUGCAGCUUGAGAGAAAUAGAAGGGAAACAAGCACAUGAUCCGAUAUUCAUUGAGAAUAUGAAUAAAAAAAAGAUAUCAUCUUUAAGGUGUAUAUGUGUUCCUGGUCCGGUAAUUGUUGGAGCUGGUCCUUCUGGUUUAGCAGUAGCAGCUUGUUUAAAAGAAAGAGGUGUCCCUAGUAUAGUACUGGAAAGAUCCAAUUGCAUAGCUUCUUUAUGGCAGUUAAAGACUUAUGAUCGUCUCCGUCUCCACUUGCCAAAGCAAUUCUGCGAGCUUCCACUUAUGGGUUUUCCUCAAGGAUUUCCAACUUACCCUACCAAGCAACAAUUCAUUGAUUACUUAGACAAAUAUGCAGACAAGUUUGAUGUCAGACCGCGCUUCAAUGAGACUGUUUCACACGCUGAAUAUGAUCAAGUUCUUGGGUUUUGGCGCGUGAGGACUGCUGGUCCUAAAGUUGAGGAAACUGAGUAUGUGUGCCGGUGGUUAGUGGUGGCUACCGGAGAGAAUGCGGAGGCACUGGUGCCGGAGAUUGAAGGAAUGGGAGAAUUUGGCGGUGAUAUAAGGCAUACAAGUUUGUAUAGAAGUGGUGAAGAGUUUAGAGGGAAAAAGGUUUUGGUUGUUGGUUGUGGUAAUUCAGGAAUGGAAGUUUGUUUAGAUCUAUGCAAUCAUAGUGCCAAGCCUUCACUUGUGGUUAGAGAUACGGUGCAUGUUUUACCAAGAGAGAUGCUAGGAAAAUCAACUUUUGGGUUGUCCAUGUGGUUGCUAAAGUGGCUGCCCAUGCGCCUUGUCGAUCGGUUCCUGUUAGUAGUGUCAAGGUUGAUGCUCGGCGAUACUUCAAGAUUUGGAUUAGACAGGCCGCAAUUGGGUCCCCUUGAACUCAAGAACAUGUCCGGCAAGACCCCAGUCUUAGAUGUUGGGACACUAGCAAGGAUCAAAAGUGGAGACAUUAAGGUAUGUCCAGGAGUUAAGAGGCUGAAACGACAUACUGUAGAGUUUGUUAAUGGGAAAUUGGAGAGUUUUGAUGCUAUUGUCUUGGCAACAGGUUAUAAGAGCAAUGUGCCGUCUUGGCUUAAGGAAGGAGGACAGAUGUUUUCAGAGAAAGAUGGGUUGCCAAGAAGGCCAUUUCCAAAUGGGUGGAAAGGUGAAAGUGGGCUAUAUGCAGUGGGGUUCACUAAACGUGGUAUUCUUGGUGCUUCAAUGGAUGCAAAAAGAAUAGCUGAAGAUAUUGAAAGAUGUUGGAAAGCUGAAGCUAAGCAUUCUAUGGCCUUUGCUAGAUCACUUUUGCCCCAAACAUCAUCAUGAAUUCUUUUCUUUUCUUUUUGCCUUACUUUAUUCUUUAGAUAUAUAAAUAUAUUAUAUAUUAUAUAUAAAUAGAAUUAUAGGAUAUUGGAGGGUUUUUCUUCAAUGGUUGCCAAAUGUUGGUACCAAAGUUAGUACUCCUCCAAUAGAGGGAAAAGGAAAAGAAGAAAAAAAAAACAGAGAAAAAAAAAAGUAUAAAAGAAAUGAGAGUUGUAGCUGGGAAGAGGCCUUAUCUUCUUUUAAAGAAUGACACCAAGCCUAGCUAGGCAUUGGAAAAAGAGGAAUUUAAGAAGCAAAGAAAGGAAGAAGGUUUGGUGUGUGGGAUUAAUUGGGGGGACCUCAAUCAGCUGUGUGUAUAUCUUGUACAUUACCAUUUUUCUCUAAUUAGGUAUGACUUUUCAGAGAGGAAGGGGAGAUGGUGGUGGUGGUGGUGGUGGUGGUGGUGGGUUGUUUGGUAUUUGUUUUUCUAAAAGUUAUAUGAUUUGAUUGUGAUUAACCUUUUAAAUUAUCUUAUUUCAUGGGGUUUUGAAUUGGAUGAAACUUGAGAGUGGAGAGUUUUAACAUUCUGAUGUUCAAAUUUCUCUAAUUUAGCUUUUGCAUUUGCUUCAUUUUUCAAUCAUUAAUUUUUUUUUUUUUUUUUUGAGGCUUUUGUUUCAAGGUGACUUCUAAGCAAAAGAAUUACUUCUAAUGGAAUCCUUACUUACAUAAUGACUUGUUCUUCUUAUGCUUCUCUUUUUUCCAUUUUUUUCAUAAUCUUUUCUUCUUUUCUCCAAGCACUAAAUCAUUCAAGUACUGGCCAGGACCACCACUUUUCCCCGGAAAAUACAUAUGAACAUUUGAAUAUCAGCAUAAUUAUUAAAAAAGACAAAAAGGAAAUUACCAUAUAUCAAUCUUGCCUCAUUUUUUUCUUCUAUUCCCAUUAUAAAUAUUACCUGUUAAAGUCAGUUAAUUACUCUUCAGUAAUCAAGUGUAUAAUCAUUUCAAAAAAUUUCAAUUUGCUUAAAAAGAUAUUAAUUUCAAUAAUAACCUAUCUAUGUUUAAAACAGUGAUAAUAAGCAACACUAAACAAGGUACCCAUUUUGGCAAUUACAUCACUCAAAAAAAUGUUUUUACCAAUGAAAAUAAGAGCUAUCCAGCAAUAGCAAAUUAAUGUUUUGGUCAGCCAAUUCAGAAAAUGCCUAAGCACAUAUAAAAGUGUAUUGCCUUGCCUUUUCUGUAGAGUAAGUGGUAAAACUUGAAAUGGGCAAGCAAAUGUGAUAUUCUUGGAAUCUUCUUAAAACAAAAACAAAAGCAAUUUGUAAAUAUGGUGCUCUUCAUAGUCAUAUAAAUCCAAUCAAAGUAAUUGGUAGACCCACCAGCAGUCACUGUUUUUAUCAACCUGAAAAAAAGUUCAAGUAGGUUUUGGCCAACAUAAAUAUCAGUUGGAUUGUUUGAUCUCUGACCCCAAAUUAAAAAGGGCAACAAAAAAAAAA